Molecule: messenger RNA, 588 nt
Organism: Lotus japonicus
Lineage: Eukaryota; Viridiplantae; Streptophyta; Magnoliopsida; Fabales; Fabaceae
Exons: 4
Coding region: 1-588 (195 amino acids)
Biological process (GO): recombinational repair
Source: RefSeq, a predicted model, not a curated record
AUGGAACAAGAUUUGCCCACCUUCAUCCGCCCUUGCAAACUCCGAGGCAAAUCUUCUGCAAGUUCUCGUCCUCUCAUUCCCGGCCCUGCUGGUGUUGUCCAGGCCGCCAUGAUUCAACGCAGCUCCACCACCGACGGACACCUCAUUCCAACCCAACAAUUUGUUAGGCGCGUCGUCGAAGACGGUCACGACACUGAUCCCGAUUUUCACUCCAAUGCUUGGCUUUCAGCCCUGCAAUUAGGCGGAUCUGCAACUCCUCUGGGUUCAAUCACUCACCAUCUAGAAAGGGUCGAUCUCAUCGUCGCAGUUAUCAAAUCAUGCACGCCAAACGGAUUCGGCGAUGUGUCAGUUACCCUGAAGGAUCCUACGGGCACUGUCGGUGCUAGUGUCCAUCACAAGGUUUUCACUGAAAGCGAAUUCGCGAAGGACAUAAAUGUUGGAUCUGUUAUGCUUAUCCAGAAGGUAGCUGUGUUUUCUCCUAGAAAAUCUAAUUGUUACCUGAACAUAACAUUGCCCAACAUAGUUAAGGUAUUCUCGAGUGACUGUGGACCUCCAUCUGAAACAUUCACCGACAUUACAGAAGAUUGA